UUGAAUUGUUAAAUUGUUUCUGUUGUACGCCGGAUUAUAUGGCGCAUAGAAAAGCCAAUAAAUAAGAAACAAGUUUAAGUAAAUAAAAUGUAACAAAGCAUAUGUACAUGCAUUGUGUGACUAGUAUAGAGUGAAAUUUUAUGAAACAUAAAAGGAUUAUAGAACAGUGCGAGUGCAGAAGAGUAAUAUAAAACGCGAAGAUACAAACACAUAUGAAUCAAAGUCGGUAGAUGACCGAAAUAUAAAAUAAAGCAUAUGAAAUAAAGUGCAGUCAAAUCAAGCAGCCGCUAGCCGACGUUAAGAUUGCGUUGCAGUUGUCGCUGAGGCGUAAACUUUAAAAGCCUCUGCCCGACGUGCUGUUAUCACUGUUAAUUUUUCGGGUGUUGACCUGAACAAAAACAUUGUUUUCAUUUAGCUUUCAUUAAUUAUAUACUCUUUUUAAAGUAAAUCUAUUUUUAUAACAAAUUCACAUUUAGUAUUAUAAAAUAUGAUAAAUAGGAACUUGUGUUUGGGCAAAUAAACACUUUUAACUAGCGAGCAGCGCAGCACUUAUGACGCGGCAGAUAUAAUGGACUUUCUAUAAGCAGCGCAGUCGCUUCGUGUGCAUUCUUUGUUGUAUCAUUAUGAUAUUUGCCUUUUGAGUAGAUUUUUGACGUGUCUCUGCCUUUCAAGUUUUCAAAGUCUUGUAAGCAGCUUUGCGUUUCGCCCGCUUCUACAACUCCGUUGAUGCUGCUGAUGUGCUGUUUAUUUUACUAAAAUACUUUGACUGAUAUGAUUUGUUGAUUCAAAGUUAAAUAUUUCGAUAAUGAAUUUUUAAAUUUUCAUCACAGUGCGGAGUUUGUUAUCGAACUUGAAGAAAUGCUGAAUGUAUUACAAGUUGAGGAAUAUAAAUGUUAGAAAGUAGUAACAAAUUAAAAGCGAACACCUAUGUGUAUAUGCAUGGCACUUGUCAAUCACCGAAAUUAUCUGAAAAUGCAUAUAUGUAUGUAUGUAUACAUAAUUUUAAAUUAAUAUUAGUAUAAAAUCUAUAAGUUUAGUGUCUAUGUUGAAAACAAAAACGUGAAUUUUCAUAUGUGAAAAGUGUGUUCAAAAUUAAAAGAAAAAACGAGCAAAAUCGCUAAGUACAUGCCUACAUACAUAUGUAUAUGGAUGCACAAAGUGAACCAAAAACAGUUUUAAAGUGUUGAAAUUAAUAAAUUUUUUGCUAGAUAUGUGCAGUAUAUUACUUUGCAUAUUGGAGUGGUGAACAAACCGGUUUCAAGAAACCCACUAAAUACAACGUCAAAGGUUCCUAAAGAAGAAUCCGCUUCAGUUUACGGGCGUACGCAAUAUAGGAACCAGCGGUUUUCAGCCGUACGCCAUACAUUGUCGUUGUUGUUGCAAUGCAUCGAUCAUUGAAGCCGCACGCACAAGCUAAAAAGGUACCACCACCUGCGCUACCCGGAGAUCCGGCACCACAACAACAGCAAAUACCAUUAUACCGUUUAGGUGGCAGCAUUUCGAGCGCAGCUGGUAAGCAGCUAGAUGAUGGCAUCAUAAUGAGUAGCAUGGUAUCGUCGCCAUCAUUGGAGGAGGGCGGUUUUAAUUUGCCACGUGAGCCAUCGGUAGCACUGCGCAUGAAAGAUGAAAUAAGUGAAUACGCUACAGCUAUGUCAACGUCAGGCACAUCACAAUCAUCGGGAUCCUCUGCUGUUGCAGCUGGUAAACAACAAACGGCAGCUCAAGCAGCUGCUGCUGGCGCAUCACUUUUGUCCACCGCAACUAAUCCGCUGCUCAGCGGUUGUCCACCCACAAUAGUGCCAUGCCCUCCGCCCGUGUUUUGCGCCACACUACGCGAACCACUCACACACAAAGCAGCAGUCUACUAUCAUCAACAGUUGGCAUUGCAAGAGGAUCAGGGCAUCGAUCUGACACAAUCGCCAGGUCGCGAUUCGCCCGGUUCGUCGUCGGGUUCAGCUGGUUCUGGUUCGCGACACUCCACCGCUAGCUUGGAUUCGGGUCGUGCCUCAUCGUAUUUGACUGGCGUGUCUGGUGCAUCGAUACGUGGUAGUGCGGGCGGUGCACUCUCAUCACCGCGUUGCAGUUCGGUGAGUUCGUGUUCCAUCGGCAGUGUGGAUCGGCAACGUAACGAUGAACUCAUCAUCGAUUGGCUGAUGGAGAUGAAGUAUGAGGAAUAUGCACAAUUGUUUAUAGCGGCCGGUUACGAUUUACCGACCAUUGCACGAAUGACCCCCGAAGAUUUGACGGCGAUUGGCAUAAAAAAUCCACAUCAUCGUGAGCGUAUAAAACAGCGUAUCGAUAAGUUGCAAGUAUUGGAUAACUUGCCACACUUUGUGCCGGGUUCCAUUGAAGAAUGGCUACAGCUGUUACGCCUCGAAGAAUACAUCCAACCGUUGCUCGAUCAAAACUACAAAACUGUACGCGAUGUAACUCAAGUCACUUGGGAAGACUUGGAGGACAUUGGUAUUGUUAAGCUGGGACAUCAGAAGAAGAUUCUAUUGGCCAUUAAGCGUGUAAAAGAUAUCAUAAGUGGAAAGUGGAAUCCAGGCGGCACCAAUGCUUACCAACAACAGGAUUAUCGCAAUAAGGUUUGGCCCACUGCCGUGCCACUACCCACUACACCAACAUAUUUGCCAACCACGCGCGUUUCGUGGGACGAUUCCAAAAUUUAUGCUUCGCCCGGCGUUGAUGCCGUCUACUUUUGCACCGGCAACCAUCACGAGUGCUGCAAUGGCAACGAUGUGGUGCCCAUUAAGGUGCGCCAGCCACGCGGCAAAAGCUUAGAAUCACUCGAGGAUAUUCACGACAAUAGCACACGCAGCCAUUUGACCUUUAGCCAUUAUACAGCCACUGAUUAUGGCCACUUUGCGCAUCCAACGCCUGCAAUGCAACAGCAACAUCAUCAACAAGCCUUGCAACACCAACAGCAACAACAUCAGCAGGCCAUGCAGCAUCAUCAGGCCGCAUUAAUGGGCGGCGCUGUUGUGGGCGGACCAGGUGGUGCUGGCGGUGCACGCUUGCUUAGCAAUCCAGCCGCUAUGUCUUGGCGCCGCUCUUACGACGAUGGUGAUAUCACUCCCACCAACGAUGCCACUCGCGAACUUAUGUACGAGGAGGGUGGUGGCACAUUGCCCCGUCAGCAGCGCGGCAUUUUGCAGCGGGCCGUGUUGAAUAGCAUGCCGCCUUUGGAGCAUCACUACAUGAAUGCAGCUGCUGCAGCAGAAUAUGUAUGUCAUGCAGCUGGUUUGGGCGUUGGCGGAGGCGUGCCAGGUGCGGGCGCACAUGUCGGUAGUGCCGGCGCCGCUGUCGGCGCAUCUGGCUGUGUUUUGGACGGUGCCGGUCUGAACGCAUCCUACUUGACCGGCAGUCCAAUGAGUAAUAAGAAAAUCGCACCAGAACCACCGCGUCGCCAUUGCAGUAUACGAAAUUCACGUACGUUGAGUGCGGAUAGCGCGCAACAGCAGCAACAAUUGCAACAACAACAACAGCAGAUUGCCGUGCAUGCCGGUGCCGCAGUAACGCCUGGCCUCUACUAUGGCGGUGCUGGUGGCAUGCACCAUGGCGGCAUGUACAUGACGCAUGCGCAGCAACAGGCAGCAGCGGCGGCCGCAGCAGCAGCAGCCAAUCAACCGAUCUACGCGAAUUACGCAACCAUACAGCAGACCACGGCGGAAAUACACUGCGAGAAAUUCCAUGACAAUAAGUCAAAUUCCAGCAUCGAUUCCAUCGACACCAUACCAUUUGCCAACGAAAACACAGGCACCAUCAAGCAACGCUUACUCAAUCGCCAAGAUAUUGGUGGUCAGCAGCAGCCCUUGCAAUCGAGCACCACUUCGCAUCUGCAUUCCUCCUCGUCGUCGUCCUCUUCAUCGUCGACCAACACCAUUGCCAACAUAGCGCACUCAUUCCACUCGCUUAAAACAUCUGCCUCGCUGCACGACGCUUCGCUGAUACGCAGCGACAGCAUCGGCAGCAACACGAGCGGUGGCAGCGCCGGUGCCAGUACCGGUGGUAGCGGCAGUGGCUUACUGCUCUUGCGCUCACCCACAUUACAAUAUCCACCGACUGAUGCAACGAAUGCCGUUAGCGGCGGCGGCGGCUCCUCAACGACUAUCACCACCACAGCGGAUUUGCAUACGCCCAGCGGCGCUGAAGGUACUGGGGAAGCAACGUGUGAAGGCGGCGUUCCAACAGUUGGCAGUGAAGACGCCGAUGCGUCAGGUGCAUCUGCUGGUGCGAAUACAGCUACGAUUCCGACGCCUGGCCAAAAGGUGUCUGUGAAUGUGCUCAACGACAUUGGCAACAUGUUGGCCAAUUUAACAGACGAACUAGACGCCAUGCUGGAGGAGGAGAAACGUAUUGGCCUGAAUAUCGAUAGUGAAUAAACAUAAGUGGGGUAUCAUUCAUAGGGUAAUGCACAGUUCACGAACUAGAAAUUUUAAUGUUCAAAUUGUCGGGGUUUUGUGUACUUUUAUCGCUGUAUUUGUGUGAAAACUGCUGUUUUGGGGUAAGUGCUGGCCAAAGGCAAAAACGAACUAAUGUGAUUGCAAAUUCCAAUGAAAAAAAUUAAAUAUUAACUGAAACAAACGCAAUUUUAAAGACUUAAAAGCGCUAAUAAAAUUGUAUGCAGCGAUAACCCGAAAAACCCCACUGUAAGUUUAAAUUAUCUUUGCAAUAUACUGUUAUUAUUCUGCUGCGGCACUCAUUGGAGCCGUGUGUGUUUGUGCCUGACAUGCCGGUAAUAGGCGUUGGGUUCGAUUUCUACUUCGGUCAUAGAACACAAAAUUUUAUUCCAAUAGGCAUUCAGCCA
This is a messenger RNA of Anastrepha obliqua, 4810 nucleotides long. RefSeq lists its product as uncharacterized. The record is from RefSeq and is a predicted model, not a curated record. Gene Ontology annotation, biological process: axonogenesis; cell surface receptor protein tyrosine phosphatase signaling pathway. Gene Ontology annotation, molecular function: protein phosphatase binding; signaling adaptor activity. Gene Ontology annotation, cellular component: axon; focal adhesion. NCBI's taxonomy places the organism in Eukaryota, Metazoa, Arthropoda, Insecta, Diptera, Tephritidae. The transcript has 10 exons. Bases 1383 to 4385 code for a protein of 1000 amino acids.